Molecule: messenger RNA, 774 nt
Organism: Mytilinidion resinicola
Lineage: Eukaryota; Fungi; Ascomycota; Dothideomycetes; Mytilinidiales; Mytilinidiaceae
Exons: 2
Coding region: 250-417 (55 amino acids)
Source: RefSeq, a predicted model, not a curated record
CCUCUACGUUUUUGCUUAACUUGAACAAACUCAAUCCAGAAAAACCACUUCUGGACCCCUGCAGUCUUGAGACUUCCCAUAACAUGAUUUUGCCAUUUCUAGCCAGCCCUCUAAGCACGUCACCACGCAAAGAAAAAGACGUCGAUUUCAGAAGCGCAAAAUGACGGAAAGUUGUUGUGGGCCUUAAUGAGCACAACCAAGGGGCUCAAGAUCCGCUGUCCUCCUAUCCCUCGACCCUUGUCCAGGUUCAUGCGCAAUUAUCUCGGUGUCAUUUUCUUGAGUUCUUUCUGUACUUGCCUUUGUUUCCAUUUUUUCUCUGCUUGCCUUUCCUCUUCCGCCAUCUGCUUCAUCUUCAGCUCCUCUUCCAAGACCACUCUCCUGCGGAAUUCCUCCCACCUCUCAUCACCACCUUCAUAAGGUCUCCAUUCGGCCAUACCACAAUCCAGCUUCUUCUUGUACAUAUUUUGGAGCCUGUUCUAUUGCCUCGUACGGUAGCGUACGUAGACCCUGCAAAUCACCGUACAACCGCGCACGGCCUCGUACUCUACUUUAUCACAAUUAUGUUUUGUUGACCUGCCGUAUAAGUAGCUUAGUGUCACAGUAGUGUCACAAUAAACACUGUACGUUAAUUCCUGUCGUUGCAGUGCCAAGCCCUUACAUAAAUUUGUGAUGUACGUACGGUGGCUAAUGUGAAAUUCUACCCUUCCCGUUAGUUUCAGGAUAUAACAUACUUACCCUAGCAUAAAAAGUCUACCACCCUCCCCUUAUUAUAAC